Molecule: messenger RNA, 1275 nt
Organism: Aspergillus sclerotioniger CBS 115572
Lineage: Eukaryota; Fungi; Ascomycota; Eurotiomycetes; Eurotiales; Aspergillaceae
Product: putative CUE domain protein
Exons: 1
Biological process (GO): DNA alkylation repair; DNA repair
Cellular component (GO): nucleus
Molecular function (GO): zinc ion binding; dioxygenase activity; ubiquitin binding
Source: RefSeq, a predicted model, not a curated record
AUGGAUCGCUUCGUCUCCAAGAAGAGGCCUCGGAGCCCCCAAACUCCAAUUCCUCAGGAUGAGGACUCCACCGACCUGAAGUUAACUCUUCUGAUGUCACUCUUCCCCGACAUGGCCCUGGACGCAUUGAUGGAAAUCCUGGUUUCCAGCAGUGGCUGUGUGGAAACAGCCUCGGCCAUCAUCAAGGCCCAGGCACCCCCCGCCAAGAAACGUGUGCCUGUCCCAGGGACGCCAGCAAUUCAAACUUCCCUUGCCUCUCAUAUCCAAUUCCCCACCUCCACCAACCGAACCCUGCCACCUAAAGGGACCUCACUCCACCUCUACUCCCCCACUGACAUAGCCACUUACACUCCCUGCACCCUCAUCCACAACUUCCUUCCAUCUGCCCAGGCAAACGCCCUCCUUAUCGAACUCCUCGCCGAAUCCCCGCAUUUCUUCCGUCCCCAAUUCCAGCUCUUCUCCCGCACCGUCUCCAGCCCCCAUUCCUCCAGCAUCUACGUCUCCACACCUGAAGAACACCACCAACAUACCUCCGAAUACACCUACGGCGGCACCUACCGCUCCAACGUUCGCCAACUCACCCCACACAUGCGCGCCGUCUCCGCUCGCGUCCAAAUCGCCGUGAACGAACACAUCCGCCUCCGUCCAAAACUCCCCUUCCAGUCCCCCCAGCCAUGGACCCCUAACGCCGCUUUCGUCAACUGCUACGCCGGCCCGGCAGAAAGCGUAGGGUAUCAUUCCGAUGAACUCACUUAUCUCGGUCCCCGUCCUAUCAUCGGCAGCUUGAGUCUCGGCGUGGAGAGGGAAUUCCGGCUCCGGAAAAUCGUCCCGGACGAUGACGAGGAAACACAAACGCACGGGCAAAUAUCCAUCCACCUUCCUCAUAACUCCCUCCUCAUCAUGCAUGCUGAGAUGCAAGAGGAAUGGAAACAUGCCAUCGCGCCAGCGAAGAGUAUUACGCUGCAUCCGGUGUCCGGGAAUAAACGGAUUAAUAUCACGUAUCGAUGGUAUCGGGACUCGUUGCAUCCGAGGUAUACCCCGCGAUGUCAGUGUGGGGAACAUACGAUCUUGCGAUGUGUGCAGAGGAAGCAGGAGACCAAGGGACGGUAUAUGUGGAUGUGCUAUGCGGGGUUUGCUCCCGGGAAGACUGGGUGUGGGUAUUUUCAGUGGGCUGAGUUUGAUGAUGAUGGGGAGCCGGUGUGGGAGGGGAGAUCGAGUGAGGGGAGUGGGGAGGAGGCUCCGAGGUUGAGGAACUUUGUGGAGGACGAAGUGAAG